This is a messenger RNA of Trematomus bernacchii (emerald rockcod), 7948 nucleotides long. RefSeq names its product up-regulator of cell proliferation-like. The record is from RefSeq and is a predicted model, not a curated record. Gene Ontology annotation, molecular function: GTP binding. Lineage: Eukaryota; Metazoa; Chordata; Actinopteri; Perciformes; Nototheniidae. The transcript has 4 exons. Bases 182 to 4948 code for a protein of 1588 amino acids.
CGUGCAGCACUUUCUUUGUUUCACUUCUGUGUAGUAGGCUACAAAUACAGCAGAAGACAAAGAGAGCCUCAGUCCGCUGCAGCAUGAAGUCCGGUUUGAAAGUGACACGUCUACGAUGAACAGAGAAGGACCAGAGCUUUCAGGUUUCAAAGCACAGGGGAGUUGAAGGAAAAGUCAGACCAUGUCUACAAACACAGGUGAAGAACAUGCAGUCCUAUUCACCAUGCUCUCCAAACUGGGACUGGAGCAAUUUUAUCCCAACAAGCUCACUCUUCGGUCUCUAUUGGAGAUCAACAAAAACAGCAUAAAUGAAGAAGCUGCCUUAUCAGUACAGAAAAUACCUUGGUGCUUUCUCAGAAAACUAUUUAAAAUCAAUGCAGAAUGCAGGGGCUGUACACAAGUAUCAAACAGUGAUGAUAAUGAAGAAAGCAGUGAUCCCUUUGAUCUUGACCUUUAUACUGCUGAUGAAUCUGCAGACAAUGAGGUUAACCCUCUCGACCUCAUAACAGCACUCUUCCUUUGUGCUGACAGCUUCUUGCAACAGGAAAUGGCCCUCAAGAUGUCAAUUUGCCAGUUUUCUGUCCCACUGCUGAUGCCCCAUGUCAAUAACAGUCAGAGUACCCUGAUGCUGUGGGCUCUGAGGGACAUUGUCAAAGAGUGGUGUCCACACAGUUUGUCUGAAUCAAGAGACUUUGUUGAAAACAACAUUGUCCAAGCAAAGAUACCAUUCUAUUCCUUUGUGAGGCUCAAAAACUGUACUCUGUCCAAGUCCCAGAUUUUGAAUCAAGUUCUCAGCCUUGGCCAGCAGAAUCACAAUAUCUUCAUACACAGAGACAUGAAAGGAGGAGCAAUUGAAAGACACAUUGCCAAUGGCUUGGCUGAGGUGUGCUGGUACCUUCCCAGAGGCAGAGAACAUCCUGAUGUAUUUCCAGACCCAAUUGCAUUUGCCAAUCUGAGAGGAAACAUUUCUGAGUCACUUGCUCAGUUCACUUUUCUGUUUCAUGUGUCAACUGCUACCUUUGUAUUCCUGGACAAAAUUGAAAAAGAGGAGCAUGAGAUUCUGACUUCUCUUCAAGAUGUGAAAUCCAAACUGUUCUUGGUUGUCAACCGCAAGGAUGGAAGUGCUAAAGAGGACAUGGAAUCUGUCAGGAAAACAGUGAAAGAAUUAGAUUUGCCGAAUAGCAGUGUGAAAAUGAAAGACCCAAGAGUAAAUGUUGUAGGGUUCUCAGAAAAACUUUCUGCAGCCAUUAACAAGAUAACAGUUGGAAAACCCACAAUGGACAUUGAAAAUAUGCUUGACAAAGCUAUUGAUUUUGGUCUGUCUGUGGAUGAAUGCACAAGUGAUGACCAAAAGAAAGCAUCAGAAAAGAUUGUCAAAGGAAUUGGAGUACAGAAGAUACCAGACUACAAGAACAAACAGCUUCCUCUGCAAGGCGCUGACUGGAAAAGGUUAUCGCAGCUGGAGAAAGAGGAAUGUAGGUUAAAGAGGCCUGAUACUCGAGCACCUGAAGAAUAUAAAUCUCAGCUACUGGAAGAAAAACAACAAAUCAAGGAGAAGCUUGGCAAACAGAAACUAUCAGAUGAUAUGAAGACUUUCAUUAAUCAGUUACCUAAAAAUGACAGCAAGAGCAGAGAUUUUUUCCUUAAGUGGAUGAAACUCAAAUUGGAUGCACAUUCCCGGGAUCAGCUAUCUUCACUCCGCCAUCAGUGGACAGAACAAAGCAACAAAGAGAACAAAGAUGUGGAAGAGAUUGCAAAGCUGGAUCGAGAGUUGCUGGAAAGCUCUUUAGGGUUAGAGCAUUACCUGAGAGAGAUGGGACUGAUAUAUGAGUUUUCAUUGCAGUCACAAAACUGUGCUGAUGAAAUACGUCGUCUCCCUGGUUUGGCAGCUGAACUGCUGUUGGAUGGAUAUCCUUUAGAGCUCUUGGAUGGAGAUGCUUCCAACAUCCCAGAGAAAUGGGUGACAGAUGUACUAAUGGAGCUACACAUUAAGGUUGGAGAGAAGAGCAGACUGUUGGUACUGACCGUGUUGGGUGUUCAGAGUACCGGGAAGUCAACACUCCUCAACACCAUGUUCGGUGUGCAGUUUCCAGUCAGCAGUGGAAGAUGCACAAGAGGAGCGUAUAUGCUCUUCCUCAGAGUAAGUGAUGAUAUGCAACACCAGCUGAACUGUGACUUCAUAGUUCUCAUUGACACAGAGGGCCUCAAGUCUCCUCAUUUGGCACAACUAGAAGACAGUUAUGAGCAUGACAACCAGCUGGCAACCUUUGUCAUUGGUUUAAGUGAUGUCACAAUUAUCAAUGUUGCAUCUGAGAACUCCACAGAAAUGAAAGACGUGCUGCAAAUUGCAAUCCAUGCAUUCCUGAGAAUGAAGCAAAUCGGUAAAAAGCCAAUUUGUCAUUUUGUGCACCAGAAUGUUGCUGGAGUCUCUGCUCAUGCAAGGACUUUGACGGAGAGACAACUUCUCUUGGACCAACUCAAUGAAAUGACUAAAAUUGCUGCUGAAAUGGAAAAGCAGCCCUCCAUAAAGAGAUUCACAGAUGUGCUGGACUAUGACAUAAAAGAAAACAACUGGAACAUCCCCGGACUCUGGCAUGGGACUCCACCUAUGGCACCAGUGAACACAGGUUACAGUGAAGCUGUAGCAGGUUUCAAGAAAAACCUCUUGGAGACAGUGAAAAAAGUAAAAACCGAUGAUGUUUCACGGAUUCCAGAGUUUCUAGAAUGGGUAAGAAGUCUCUGGAAAGCAGUCAAAUAUGAGAACUUCAUCUUCAGUUUCAGAAACACUCUUGUGGCUCAUGCUUAUGACAACCUUUGCAAGAAGUUCAAUCAAUGGGAAUGGAAAUUCAAAAAAGACUUGAUCUUUUGGCAGGAUGGGGCAAAGUUACAGAUCUUAAAUUCUGACAACAAAACACAUGUGAACACUUGGAAGACAAUGGUUGCCUCAAAAAAAACACAGUUGAUCGCCAAAAUAGAGGGUGGACGAAAAGAAAUGGACGAGAAACUUGAUGAAUACUACAAAAGGAAAGACAUACACGUGAACCUGAUAGAGAAAUACAAAAUUGACUUUAUCAACCGUAUCAGAGGUCUUAAAGAGGAAUUCCAACAUUCAGUAAACAACGCAUUGGAUUGUGCUCUUGAAGAAAAAAAAAGUUCAAAAGAGGCUCAGGACAUUCAGAGCAAACACAGAGAAAUGAUAGAAAAAGAAGUAAUGAAACUCUUGAGUGAUCGCGAACACCGCACACUUUCUGAUGAACAGUUGAAACGUGACUUUCAACAGAUGUGGACAAAAGUCACAGCAAAUGUGUCUGGACUGAAAGAACUAAACAUAUCUGAAAAAGUCCUUAAACAGUUGAGGAUACAUUUCUCAAAUCGUAACUUCAAUGAGGAAUUACAGAACAUUACAGACCUGAAGGACAUAGUCAAGGGCCCAUUUGAGGUCAAAUCUGAACAUGUAAAAGUAGGUUGGAAAGGUUUGGCAGUCUGGCAAAAAGAAGCUUUACAUAAAGAUUUGCAGAGUUUUGCAGACACUGCCAUUGAGUCUUGCAAACUGUUUGUACUUGGUAAAGCAAAAACCGACACAGACUACCAUGACACUUUUACAAAGGAUCUUUUGGAAAAAGUAGAUGAUUCCCUUAAAGGAAACCUUUUCCAGCCCAAGUUUGAGAUUGACCUGAAACUUCACAUUUGUGGCAUUGCCUCAAGAGAGUUCCUUCAAAUGCACAGACAUUUAUUGUCAAGAAGGGAUCCCAGAAUUCAGCUGGAUAAUUACAAGCCACAGUACUUGUUGGAUUUUAUCGAUCUAUACAAAAAGAAAGAUCAUUGCCAACGCAAAGCAAAUGCUUUUGUCAGACUUUGUAUCAAACCUGCUGUUGAAGAGUACAUCAGUAGACAUCUGGGAACUAACAUUGUGGAUGAAGUGUUGGCAGGCCGCCAUUCAGCAGAGUACAGUUCCCGAAACAUUUUCCAGUACAACAUUCAGGAAGAGUUGCUGCAAAAAGAAGACUUUCAGAGUUUUGUCAAGUUCAUUUGUAAAUAUGAAAUGUAUGUAAAGGAUUUGAUAUUUCAGCACAUUUUGCAAGAAAUGUCAGAGGAUAAAGCUUUAUGCAAACUGAAAAGUCAGAAUCUGCAAGUCAUAGUUAAAAAAAUGACUGAUGCAACUGAAAGGGCUUCAAAAGGAUGGGAUGGUGUCCUGCUGCCAGAUAACAAUGAAAGCAUCACAAAGCUCAUCAAAAACAUGCGCAGACAUUUGACCAAAGAUAUCUCGAUUUCAGAAGAGGCUGAAAAAACCACCCUGUUUCAAAUCCAAAGCACGUGCCAUCCAUUUAAAGAGAGCCUUGUCAAAUCAUUGAGUGAAAUGAAUGAACAGCUGCAGGAGGAGUUCUCAAAAUCUGAAGAUAUCACUGAGACUGUGAACAAACUUCCAACCAAACCACAGGAUGAGCUUUUCAAUCGGGUGUUUGGUUGUGGACAUCAAUGUCCAUUUUGUAAAGUUCCUUGUGAAGCCGGAGGUAAAAGACAUAUCAAACAUCAUGCAGCUGUUCAUCGGCCACAAGGUCUCGGUAAAGGCAGGAAUCACAACACUCAGAAGCUGGUGGAAACACUGUGCACAACUGCUGUUCACAGUGAAGCUAAAUUCCAGUGCGCAGACACUAAUGGAGAGUGGUAUCCUUACAAGAUGUACACCUUCAUCUACCCAGACUGGCUCAUUCCUCCAGACUACACCAGGGAGGCAUCUGACUACUGGAAGUAUGUCCUGGUUAAAUACAAUCAGAGAUUUGCCCAAGAAUACAACGCCAAGCCAGCUGAUGUUCCAGUAGCAUGGAGGAAAAUUACAAAGGAACAAGCACUGAAAGGCUUGAAGGAAGCCUUCAACAUUAACCCUCCAAGCCCUCUAAGGUCAAACCCCCAUGUUCCUAGGUUAGUCACGCUUGGGCCUUUUUGGUAAACAUGCUAUCAAAACAUGCAUUUCAAAUCUUGGUGACCAUAGGGAAAAAAUGUAAUAUUUCAAAUCACCAAAAUCAAUAUGUAUCGACAAUAUUUACAUAAAAAGUAAUGGCAUUAUAAUAUCAACAAGGUUAGUUGUGCCAUUCCUCAAAGCAGUUUAUGUCAGAUACAAGCCAGAGGUCCACACCACGCUGUCUACACCUCCAGGGGGGGCUGGCUGGCCUGAAUGAUCUGCCUACAAAAAAUAAAAAUAAAGCUCAUCACAGUGGACAUGGGUAUGGGAAUAAUAUUUCACACAGCCACUAGCUUCUUGGAAAUAUGCCCCUUUUUAUACUGUACAGUAAGGACAAUAACUGCAGCGAAAAUAGAAAGAGCAUUGAGAGUGUAAAAGAGUGUAUUGAUUAUUCUUUGUGAAGAAAGCCUUCAACAUUAAAUGAACAACGCACAGUCCUGACAAAAAUCUCUUUAAGGUGGGGAAGGUCAUUUUGGAGAAACCAGCUCGAGUGCGCUAGAAUUUGAAAAUACAUAGCCGGAGAAAAUCUGCCACUUCCUUACAGAGUCCCUCCUCCAACACACACGAACGCGCACAUGACCAAUGAGGGCACGAGAUAAGUUUGUGCACAGAUGGAAGGCUGACAGGCAGGUAGGCCAUCCAAUCAUUUUAGCCGGGCCGGCUAAAAUGAUUGGUCGUGCUUUUCACAGUACCACGGCUUCCACAGAUGACAUUUUUUUAUGGAUUUUUUGUCAAAGCACUUAAGAUAUUCAUUGCUAUCGGGGUGUUAAGAGCAUUCCAUGGAAUAUAACAAAAAGUAUAUCUCGAGCCGGUUUCUCAAACUUACCUACCCCACCUUUAAACAAAACAACGUUUAAAAACGGGUGGAUUUCUCAUAUCCAAAUGAAGGGAGAAAACCCUAAGACGCCAGGGCAGAAAUACAAAACAGAUCAACAAUUUUUUUUUAAAUGAUAAAGUUGACUGCACCAUGAUGUUUACUGGCAUCCUUCAGUCUGAUGAACACGAUGAUUGACAACUGAUGAGUUUAAGAAGUUGCAGAGAAGUUAAAAAGCUAGAGAUGGUGAUGUGAGACGUUUUCUUUUUAAGAUUACAAAUGUUUUGUUUUCCUUCAUCAAUCUUCCUCAUCAAAGACCUCAUGUACAAUGACUAGUAUGCACCAUAAUGAUGUUGACAAAAAAGAGGAACGAUUCUUUGAAUCUUUAUUGUUCAGUUUUUUUUUUCUAUUUUCAAGAUAUUGUAUUCCUCUGUGUGUAAUGACUGGUGUAAAACAAAUGAUACUGAAAAUGAUGUACGUCAUAGUCCACCUGAAGAAAGAGAUCGUGUUAUUUUGUUUUUGCAAUUUUAGUUUUUUGACUGCUACAUUUAUUUUCAGUAAACUGUUAAAAGUUGUGUAUUAUAACUGGUGUGCACAACAAAGUUGAUGUCAAUGAUAAAGAUGGUUUACUACAAAGACCAAAGAGAUGUUUUGUGAUGUAAAUGUCUGCAUGAGUCAUGUAUUGCUUCACAUUUGAGCUUUUAAGUAACGUGUUUUGCAGAUCAAAACCAGGAGGAAAAAUGUGUGAUUUCAUACCAGUCUGGGAAUAACACAAAACGAUUCAAAUGACAUUCCUUGUGUUCAUGUCAAUGUCUAAAGACCAUGUGAUGAGAUUAUGUUUGUUUUGUUUUUACUACUUAUUAUUACUUAAUCAACUUUUUUAUUUUCUUGAUUUUAUUAUUCACCAUUUAUUGUAAAUAUAAACUUUGAUGUGUACUUGGAGAGUACAUAAGCCAGCCUCAGUUGAAAUACUGUAAGUGCAUGUUGAUGACGUUUUGCUUCAAGUGCAAAUACUGUGGCAUCCUUCACAUCUUGUUGAUGAUGAACUUUUGAUUUCCAUUCUGUUAGACGGAUAAUGAUCUGAUGAACAAGUGAGAAAGAAGGACUGUUUGAAUGCUCUGAUAACAAAUUUGUUUUGAUGAUUGCAGCUCUUUUCAUAAAGACUAGUGCAAACAAGCUGUUGAUGAUGUUAAAAUACAAUAACAGAGAAACAGAUGUUGUCUAAUACAGUACGUCAUCACUAUUCUUUAAUAUUUGUACAUAUUAAGACAUUUUAUCUUAUCAUUCAUUAUAAAUAUAUCAUUUACAUUUUUACUUUUAUAUGUUAUUUUAUUUGUUGUAAUAUUUUUUAAAAACACACACACUCACGCCGUGUGCACAAAAUGAUGAUGUAGGCAAAGACUAGUGAUGAGAUCAUGUUUUACUUACUUUUAUUUUUACUACUUAUUAUUACUUACUCAACUAUUUACAUGUUUUGUUUUAUAUUCAACUUUGCUUAAUGCACAAAGGCCAUGAGAAACAGAUGUUAUCUAAUGGCAUCACUAUUCUUUCAUAUUUGUACUGUUAUAGUUUCAUGCAAGACACUUUUAUCUUUUCAUUUAUGUUUUACUUUUAAAUAUUCCAUUUGUUUUAUUCUUUUCAAAUAAAUUGCUUAAAGAGCAUUAUGCUGUGUGCACAAUAUGAUGUUGUGGGUCUGUGUCGUACAAAGACCAUGUGAUUUAAAUCACGUUUUACUUACUAUUAUUAUUCGUACUUUUCAUACAUUUAUUGCAGUGCAUCCUAAGUGCUUAAAGUACAAAGACCAUGAGAAACAUGUACUCAUUAUUCUUUAAUAUGCUCUACUGUUUUGUUUAUUUGAAGUAAAGGUAGAAUGAGAAAUGUUGAUGUACUGAAUUUUGUCUGUAGAUUAAAUAUCGUCUAAACAAGCCAACAGCAGAGAAUACUGUUGAUCAUGGUAUUGAUAUUUUCAGAUAUAUUAAAAGUUGAUCCAGCCACAAGAAAGUUGAAAAAUAUAUCGUAUAUAGUUCAACAUUUAUAUCCUUUUUUUUUGUUGUUUUCAGGUUGACAAACAUAAAUUUGUGUGCAUAACGGAAACCAACAAAAUGAUGGUAUGUUGUCAGAUCCUAUGAAAUGUUUUUUGAAGCAAAUAUAACAAUAAAAUGAUUAUACUUAAA